Tarenaya hassleriana is the source of this 1489-nucleotide messenger RNA. RefSeq lists its product as uncharacterized. The record is from RefSeq and is a predicted model, not a curated record. NCBI's taxonomy places the organism in Eukaryota, Viridiplantae, Streptophyta, Magnoliopsida, Brassicales, Cleomaceae. The transcript is spliced from 5 exons. The coding region runs from base 106 to 888 and encodes 260 amino acids.
UCUCUGAUCACACGACAGUCGAAGCAAAAAGGAAAAAGAAAAAAAGAAGAAGAAGAAAAUAUCUGAUACGAGGCACCGGUGUCGAAUUUCCGGUCGCCGUGAUCAAUGUUCCGGUGGAGGCGGUGUUUUUCGAUAUAUUCCGACAAGGAAUCAUGUCGGCGACGAAGAAAAAUGGAUUCGGAGGAAACGGGAGAAACGAGGGACUUCUCCUCGUUAGUUCGGCGGUUCUGUAAAGUGAUAGUUUUCUCCUUCACCAGCUUCUUCUUCAUGUCGCUUAUCUUAGGGUUCUUAGUGAUGUUCCUCGGCGAAUUAUGGGUUUCUUCUUCCGCCUCUCUCCCUUCUCGCUGCAAGAUAGUUUCCAGUACCGUGGAUCUUAGGACAUCGGAAGUGUGCGGCAUUGGACUGUUGAACAUCAAAGCCAAACAUAUGUUUUACCCUUUCGAAAGAGACAAGUUCAGAUGUCGGUACGAUUACUACUGGGCUUCUGUCUUCAAGGUGGAAUAUAAAGAUCUUUUGUUUGGCAAAACACGAUUGGGAUAUGCAGAAGCACCAGAUGAGGCUCUUCCUCUUAAGUGCAGACCAAACUUCAGUGCUGCUUGGCGGACCAGACAUAACUUCAAGGUGAAUGAGACUUACGAUUGUCGGUACACGUUGGGGAUGCGGAAGAUAAAGCUGUAUUCAGAUAGCUUCUUUGCUUGCCGAGCAGCCAAGGAUCCAUCCGUAACAGGGAUGGUCAAACAGUACGCUGUCCUAUUCGCCAGAUUCUCGAGGUCAUGGUUCCCGAGCGAGGACGAGGUGGUUGCCAGAAUCGUCUCCGGCUUCUCAACUUCCAUAAUCGCAAUCUUGCUUGUACGGAUCUUACAAAAUGCAAAAUCUUGGCUCCCCUAAGACCACCGAUGUCUCAUCUCUUGGUGGUUAGUACUGAAGUUGCAUACUUCAUCUCCAUGUCUCUGUUUGAUCUUCUCGGAGAAUCCAAGGGAAUGUAUAGUGUAAAUCUUCAGAAAUCACGUAUGAAUUCCUGCCAUAUGACACUAAACUAGAUUCUUAUGCACUUGUAUUGUACCGAGCCUGUCUCAAGAUCUUAGAUUCUCAAAGUACCAAGAAACAUAUGUUUCAUACAAAGUCAAAGUCCAAGUUUGACUUCUUACUUUCAAGACAAUGGCUCGUUUCAGAAUGUAAGGGGGAACCCCAUCAGAUUCAGAGAUUGUUCAACUUCCUAAUACAUGGCUAUGACAAAAGUGAAAGAGUAAUAUAACCUUUUGUGUUGAAACAGAGAUAUUAAAACAACGGUUAUCUGACAGGCGAUACAGAGACUUGGCCUCCAGCUUGCGGAACUGAACGAGCUUGUCCUGCCCCAGUUACCUGAAUCAGAGCCACAAGUGAAGAAACGUGAUCAGGGAAGAUGACAAUAUUAUCAUAUACAUCUCUGUCUGAACAAUAACAGAUCAUUGUCUUUGGAAAGUGGAUAUGAAAAAUUGUUGAUCUUAUA